Molecule: messenger RNA, 270 nt
Organism: Tetrahymena thermophila SB210
Lineage: Eukaryota; Ciliophora; Oligohymenophorea; Hymenostomatida; Tetrahymenidae
Exons: 2
Source: RefSeq, a predicted model, not a curated record
AUGUUGAUAACAUCAACCAAUCAAUAUAUCGUAAAUCACAAAAUUUAAGAGACAAUAUUUACUUUUAAUUUUAAAAUAUUAUAUUUAUGUUAAUUUUUAAAAAGCACUCUUUUUACUUUAAAGAUAAUAGAUAUAUAUUUAUAUAUAAUUAGCAAAAGUAAUCAAUAAGCAAUAACUACUUUACUCUAAGGCGUAUUUUUCAUUAAUUGUAGCUUUCAACAAACUAAAUUAUAUUUUGCAAGCUAGUAAAUUGAACUAAUGAAUGAAUGA